Molecule: messenger RNA, 1602 nt
Organism: Brassica napus (rape)
Lineage: Eukaryota; Viridiplantae; Streptophyta; Magnoliopsida; Brassicales; Brassicaceae
Exons: 3
Coding region: 1-1602 (533 amino acids)
Molecular function (GO): nucleic acid binding; zinc ion binding
Source: RefSeq, a predicted model, not a curated record
AUGUCAGAAGGUGUUAUUGCUAAGCUGAUAGUCAAUGAUAUCAGGAAUCAGCCUGCUAUGAAGCCGAAAGCCAUUCAAGCAAAGAUUGAAGAGCGUUACAAUUUGCUGGCAACUGAUGAUCAGUGUAGGAAAGCGAGGAAGAAGGCUUUAGAUAUCAUCCAAGCCGAGUACGAUGAACAAUUUGCAAGGAUAAAGGACUAUAAGCUUGAAAUACUCGAGUCAAACGAAGGAUCCACUGUAGAUGUUAGAACAGCUAUAAAUGAAGGUGGUUUUGAAGUUUUUGACAGGUUUUAUGUGUGCUUUGCUGCACUAAAGAAAUCCUGGAAAGCGCAUGGCCGACCUAUUUUUGGUAUCGAUGGAUGUUUCCUAAAAUCUGGUACCAAGGGUCAACUGCUUGUUGCUAUUGGAAGAGAUGCUAAUAAUCAGAUAUACCCUAUCGCAUGGGCUUGUGUGCAAGUAGAGGACACAGAGAGUUGGUUGUGGUUCAUACAUAAGCUGAAAGGCGAUCUUAAUCUUCGUGAUUGUGAUGGUUUCACACUGAUUUCAGAUAGACAAAAGUGGUUAUUAAUAGCAGUGGAGAAGGAGUUGCCUAAAGUCGAGCACCGAAUGUGUGCAAGACACAUUUAUGGAAAUUUGAGGCGAUUCCACCCAAAGAAACCGAAGCUGAGAACUUUGUUUUGGGAGAUUGUCCACAGUUUUAACGAGGCUGACUUCGACGCAGGCAUGAAGAAAUUGGAGGCAUAUGAUGUAGAGGUCUAUGAAGCUUUCAAACAGAGGAAUCCCAAUAGCUGUAGCCGUGCUUUCUUUGGCAUCAGAUCAUCAUGUGAACAUGCACUUAACAAUUUUUCAGAGUCUUACAACAACGUUAUUGAAAAAGCACGAGCACUGCCCUUGAUUGAGAUGUUAGAGACGAUGAGGAGGCAGACUAUGGUGAGGAUUUCACUUAGGAAAGAGAAGGCUGGGAAGUGGAAUAAGAGACACAGUCUGAAAGUUGAUAAGGUCAUUGCCGCAGAAGAGAAAGAAAGGAAGUAUUGUAGUGUGGCAAUUCCUAGCACUAAUGGAACGUAUGAGGUGAUUGAGAACGGGAUAGCCCAUAAAGUUCAUAUGGGAUUGAGGACUUGUACUUGUCGAAGGUGGGACUUGACUGGGAUACCGUGUAGAGACGCCUUGAAGGUGGUGUUGUUAAGAAAGCUCAACGUACAAAACUACAUCUCCGACUGGUAUUUGACAAGCGAAUGGGUGGUGCAGUAUAGUGAUACCAUUGAAGCUAUGAAUGGUUUCAAAUUUUGGAAGAAAUCAGGUGAACCAACGCUGACAGCACCGCCAAGAGAGCCUUCUACGGGUCGGAAUAAGCUGCCAGAAAAGAGAAAGAAUGGGAUAAACGAGGAGCCAAAAAAGGGGAAGAAGGUGACCAACCAUGGACGAACAAUGCAAUGCUACAGAUGUGGUUUGAUGGGACAUAACUCAUUGAAAUGCAAUAAUGGAGGUGUUCCUUACAAGCCUAGGAAGCCAAAGAAGGCAAAAACUAAAACCACAGGUGGCAUGGACAGUGGAGAAGGACCAAGCCAACAAAGCCAACCAACUCAAACUUCUGGUUUUUAG